AUGCGCGGGACAAAGCCGCGCACCACAAGCGCGAGACCCGCCGAGUCCUCGUCUUCCACCGACAGCUCAUCGAGCUCCGAUUGCGAAACUCUUUCAGACUCGUCCUCCGUCACAGAUGCUCCCGCCAGCCAUGCCUCGAAUCCGCAGCGAGGCCGCCCCCACCGUGCUCCUGGCAUUGGACAGACCGGUCACCUUCGCUUCGAGGGCGCCCUGUCCAUGCUGCCCUGUUGCCUCGCACCGGCGCUGACGGGCCACUUUGCCUCCAAGGACGCAUGCAGAUCCUGCCUGGCAUAUAAGCGUACCGCGACUGUCCACCACGUAGUCAGGGCACACCGCCUUCUUGACGAGCUGGAUCUGUCCUUUGACCGCCUUCCGCUCCCAGCUUCCGACGUCGUCACUGCCCUCUGCCGCCAAUUCCGCGACGCUGCGCGCCCAAAGCAGCGCCAAGCUCAGAGCACCGACGGCGAUCACGACUGGAUCUCUCUCCUUGCUACGCUGCAGGCGCUGGACGUCUCCUCGCUCCUCGAGUGCUGGGGCGAGCUGCUACACAAUCGUCUAGCGCCGCUCAUCGCUGGCGCCGGCCCAGACUCACACGAGCCCUGGUUCCUCUCCACGACGGUGGCUUGCGUCGAGCGCCUGCAAUGCCGGCUCCAUCGGCUUGUCGUGCCUGCGCGACAGUCUCAGAGCGAGCAAGCUGCUAGGCGCAAGGGCCAAUCCGGAGGCGAAGAUGGCCUGCCGAUGUAUAUUCAGUCUGACGCCUACAAAAAGUCGCUCGCCUCGAAGCAAGCCAAGGCGUUGACGCAAUGCUUGAAGCUGGCUGCCUCCCGCUGGGCUCGCGCCUCCGCGCUCGAGCAGCGCGGGGCCGAUAGCGCUCGCGGUGGUCUCGACCUCGAGCUCAGCUGCCUAGAGCGGGCACUCCUGGUCUCGACAAGUCCGACCGUCCUGGUAGACGUGUCUGGCGGGCCUUGUCGCGGCUCAACGGCUUGGCAGACCUUUCGAUCUCGAGCAUCGCGGUACCUCUGCGGCGAUCGUUCGCACAACGACCAUGGCUGCGCCCUGGCUCGGGGCCUAUCCAAGCUUAUGCACUUGGUGGUGCUAGGCCGACGGGGCGACAUCGACCACUUCCUCGAUCAAAUCGGCAAGCUCACGCCGGGUAUCGAGGCGCUCUGCCUGGUCGACACCUUCUGGCUUCACCACGAUGUUGAGGGCCCGUGCCCGCCGCCCGAGCAGACUUUCAGCUCGCGCUGGACACUGCCGCCCAGCAUCGUGCGCCUGGCCGUGCUUCGGGAGUGCGUUGCGCUCGAGCUCAUCACCGAUGACCGACACAGAGACGUCGCCAACCUCUUCUCCGUGCCGGGAAGCCGGCCUGUUGCACGGAGCCUUCUCCGCCACCCCGACAUUCACGCCAGCGAUCGCGAAAGGUCAUACCCCUUGCGCCAGCGCUCACUGCAGGCGAAGCUGCACGAGCGACUCCGGCUCGAAUCGGCAGUGACGAUUGGCCGGCAGAGCAGACUGGCGGGCAAGUCGGCUCGGACGGCCACUGAAGCCGAGGGCGAAAACGUCAAGGCGUGGUCAGAGAUGGUCUCUCUCUACGGAGACGUGCACUGCCGCUGGCCUGCCGAUGAGGCGGACGAGGAUGCCAGGCCGCCCCUGGAUCGGCUAACGACGAUGUGUCUGCGCUCGAUCUGCUCUUCGGCAUUCGACGCAGCGUUCGAGGCGCCAACCAUGGCUGUGGUGCCGCAGCAGUUCCGCUGGGUCAUCGACAAUGCCUACCGUUGCGUCUCGUGCGGGCAGAUCAUCCUGCCACCGAUCAUGCAGCUGCAAGGGCAUCCCGCCAUGGCCGACGAGCCAGGCGAUGCCAUCGGACAAGAUCCGCUCACGUCGCUGCGGAGAGAUCCCGCACUUGCCUUCAGUUCUGAAGGACUCGGACGGAUCCUGGGCAAGGGCUGGCUUCUCGACGUCGAUCUUGGUGCGGAAGAGAGACCCCGCGUGGGACACCGGAACGAUCGCGCAACAAUGACGCCUCCCACCGUCGCGUCUGCUCGCUACGUGCAGCAGCUGUGGGCGGGCAUCAUGAAAGCAGGCUUCCUCCCGUCGAUCAAGGAAGAGAUUGUCCUGGUCCACGCCGACGACGAGCGAGAUGCGAACGAGCACGACGAGGGGGAGCGGCAGCUUCGACCUGGGCUGGCGAGCGAACGCGUCGUAUUCCGCGCCCUCAUCGGCGCUUCGUCUGCGUCGACCCGGACAUGGUCUUGCAAAACAGGUGUGGAUUUUCCGUCCGACAACGACGACGGCGGCGUCGACGGCAGUGGUGAGGACAGCGUCGCCUCGGCGGAUGCAGCAUACCCUGCAUCCGAAGACCCGAGGUCGUCGUCUGUACAGUGGCGCUUCUGCCUGCCUUGCUUCCGCAGCCACGUCUCCCUGCCCAAGUCAAACGGAAGCGGUGCCGCCAGCGAGGAGCACGGGUGUCGGUGCAUCGUCUGCCGGGCAGAGCGCGAGCCCGCCGCGACUGGGAGGGCGGUCUGGCUGCGCCCUCGAAGAGCGACCCAGCGGCUGUCGCCGUCCUGA
Molecule: messenger RNA, 2568 nt
Organism: Pseudozyma flocculosa PF-1
Lineage: Eukaryota; Fungi; Basidiomycota; Ustilaginomycetes; Ustilaginales; Ustilaginaceae
Exons: 1
Coding region: 1-2568 (855 amino acids)
Source: RefSeq, a predicted model, not a curated record